UGAGUGGCCUGUGGGUCAAGCAGCCUUUGACCCCAACCGCACCCCAUCUUGUCUCCCUCACAGGUCCUCCACCUUCACCCUGGUGCCAGCCUUCACCCAGCUGAACAAUCGUCCAAGCUGCCUCUCAACUGUUGGCGCAGCCUCCAUUGCCAUCGGUGCCCUGCGCCUGUGCCUCAGCCAUGUCACUCUUGGCGACCCUGGGGCUGGAGCUGGACAGGGCCCUGCUCCCAGCUAGCGGGCUGGGCUGGCUUGUAGACUAUGGGAAACUCCCCCUGGCCCCUGCCCCCCUGGGCCCCUAUGAGGUCCUCGGGGGAGCCCUGGAGGGGGGGCUCCCAGGGGGAGGAGAGCCUCUGGCAGGUGACGGCUUCUCUGACUGGAUGACAGAGCGGGUUGACUUCACAGCCCUCCUCCCUCUGGAGGCCCCUCUGCCCCCAGGCACUCUCCCCCCACCCUCCCCAGCACCCCCUGACCUAGAAGCCAUGGCAUCCCUACUCAAGAAGGAACUAGAACAGAUGGAAGACUUCUUCCUUGAUGCCCCACUCCUUCCCCCGCCCUCCCCACCACCACCACCAGCGCCCUCCCUGCCCCUGCCUUUGCCCCUACCUACCUUUGACCUCCCUCAGCCCCCUACCCUGGACACCCUGGACCUGCUGGCUGUCUACUGCCGCAGCGAGAACGGGCCAGGGGACGUAGGCUUGGCAGCCCUGCCUGUGCCCCAGCAGCCUCCUCCUCCUCUGGUUCCUCUGCCUUCACCCUCCCGCCCAGCCCCCUAUCCGAGUCCUGCCACCACCCGAGGGGACCGCAAGCAGAAGAAGAGAGACCAGAAUAAGUCAGCGGCUCUCAGGUACCGCCAAAGGAAGCGGGCAGAGGGCGAGGCCCUGGAGGGCGAGUGCCAGGGGCUGGAGGCACGGAACCGGGAGCUGAGGGAAAGGGCAGAGUCAGUGGAGCGAGAGAUCCAGUACGUGAAGGACCUGUUAAUUGAGGUGUACAAAGCCCGGAGCCAAAGGACCCGCAGCACCUAG
This is a messenger RNA of Acomys russatus (golden spiny mouse), 1022 nucleotides long. It is a transcript of the gene Atf5, whose product is annotated as activating transcription factor 5. The record is from RefSeq and is a predicted model, not a curated record. Gene Ontology annotation, biological process: regulation of transcription by RNA polymerase II. Gene Ontology annotation, cellular component: nucleus. The transcript has 2 exons. Gene Ontology annotation, molecular function: RNA polymerase II transcription regulatory region sequence-specific DNA binding; DNA-binding transcription activator activity, RNA polymerase II-specific. Lineage: Eukaryota; Metazoa; Chordata; Mammalia; Rodentia; Muridae. The coding region runs from base 180 to 1022 and encodes 280 amino acids.